AUUCUCACCAAAUUCGGGGGUAGCAGCUUUAGCCAUGGUUGGACGCGACUCGAAUGAUGAAAUCUAUUUUGGAAGGACUUGGCGUUACUCGGCGUCAACCCCACUAUCGGCAGAAGCAGCUGCUUUCCUUAGAGCCGUUCGAUUUGCUGAAGAUAAAGGCUUUCAGGAUAUCAUCUUCGAACCUGAUAAUCAAGUGUUAAUCUCCUCUAUCCAGCAAUCUUCAAUGCCUCAACCACGGGAGGCCCAAACCUUGAUAAUGAGUAUCAGACAAUCUUGUGUCAUUAAUCCUGGAUUUAGAUUCAAUUUUGUUCCACGCUCUGGCAACCAAGUAGCUGACUGGGUCGCUCGCACGUCACUGAGUGGACAGUGCCCCUCGUAUUGGGCACAUUGUCCUCCCAAUAUUCUACUUAAUCUGCUCUUCAAGCAGAGGUCUAAAGUGGGAAAAAAGAAAAAAAGAAAAAAAAAGGGAAGACCUCAGCCGUCCUGACUCUUGACUUUUUUUGUUUUUGCUUACAAUGCUUUAAUCCUUUCUUCUUGCUCCGGGUACUUGUCAUAAUUUCCAGAAUUCUUGACCGAAGAAGAACACAAGAAGGUAACACCUCUUUUCUUUCUUUUAUCUUACCAUCUGUUUGGAUUGCAAUCAUAAGACGAGGCGAAGAGGAUGAGGACGACAUCUUCAUAAUUGAGUGGAUUAAACCUUUAAUUGAAAGUGGAGAUAUCCAGAAUAUCAUUGAUCCAAGGUUACAAGAUGAAAUCAACAUCAAUGUAGCAUAUGGAGAGUAGUGGAGAUAGCAAUGUCCUGUGUGUUUCCAUUACGAACCCAGAGACCGGACAUGAUUCGUGUACUAGCAAGACUUAAAGAGUGUUUGGAUAUAGAGAUGUGUUGAGAAGCUCAAGAUUGGGCCAAAAUGAAAGGAGAUCAAGAAGAUCGAUGCAUAAAAAAACAUGCAGUGGAACAUCCAAAUCUAUGUAUAUAUAUAAAAGGAGAGAUAUUUA
Rubroshorea leprosula is the source of this 996-nucleotide messenger RNA. The record is from the annotation of a GenBank genome assembly. Lineage: Eukaryota; Viridiplantae; Streptophyta; Magnoliopsida; Malvales; Dipterocarpaceae.